Molecule: messenger RNA, 1341 nt
Organism: Cladophialophora immunda
Lineage: Eukaryota; Fungi; Ascomycota; Eurotiomycetes; Chaetothyriales; Herpotrichiellaceae
Exons: 1
Coding region: 122-1042 (306 amino acids)
Source: RefSeq, a predicted model, not a curated record
CGGAUCCAGAUCUUGGUCACAUAACCAUCAACCCCUCAUACUCGAGUUUCUUGUACAUUGUCCCAUCCUACAUCUGGCGCGUGGCGGGCUUCCCCGACAAGAAGCUCGACACAAAAAAACCAUGGUGUCCUCCACCCCAUAUCUCGACGCCCUACGCAAAGACGGCUUUGUCAAGAUCCCGCAUCUGCUGCCACCACACGUCGUGUUGGCGCUAAAAGCAUCUUGCAAGUACACCACCGAGCGGGCAAGGAACGGUAAAUGGCCAUACGUGCGCACCGUGCCCAAGCAAUACCCACCCUGGCAGGAAUGGCAACCAGGCGACAACAUAUGGGGCGUCCAGCAUUUGCUUCACCCGGACAUGAACGUCCGAGACACUUUCGCCGAAGUCUACUUUUCGGACGAGAUCCUCGACGUGGUCAAAGAGCUCGUCGGUCUCAAGGGCGACCCGGAAGGCGACGACAAGCUUGUGAUGGAACUGUUCAAUCUCCUGGUCAGUCCUGCCGACCAGGUUGACUUUGAGCUUCGCUGGCAUCGAGACGACAUUCGGCCCGACGUGACGCCUGAAGAAGAAGAGAGACAGCUCAAGGAUAAAAGCGCCGAGGGUCAACAGUUACAUGCGCAGUAUAACAUUGCGCUUUUUGAAGACGCAUCUCUCAUUGUGGUACCGGGCAGUCAUCGGCGAGUAAGGACCGAGACGGAGAGAGAAGCAGCCCCCUACGAGCCAAAUCUACCAGGCCAACUCCUGGUCGAAUUGCAGCCUGGAGACGCGGUCUUUUACGACAGCAACAUCCUUCAUCGAGGUGUCUACAAGGGCAUCGACACGUCCAAGGAGCUGGGUCGGAUGACGUUGCACGGAUCCGUGGGAUUGGCAGGCCAUGGAACCGAGCGUGCCCGACAAGUCUUGCAGCAUGCCGUUGGAGACUGGGUCGACAGAGCGCAGUUCUCGAUCGAGGGACGCAAGGGCGAAAGGGCCGAGGCCAUGCGGAAAAGAUUGGUGGAGAUGGGUAGUGGGAAGGAUCUCGGGUAUUCGCUGUUGGGAUGAGGAUCCGAGACUGUCGUAACGGCUUCAUCAUCGAGCGGCAUCCCUGUGAGGGUUCAACUGGUCCUUUAUCGGCUCUUGCAAAGAAGUUCUGAAAGCGUCCGCAUCGUUCAGUAGGAUGGCACCUUUCGUACCAGUUGCUCCUGCGUUGAAAGCUUCUCGUACGAACCGUCUUUCUCAAGAUUCUCGCUCAAUGUUUGUUCUCUUGAUAUUCUCAGAAGCUUGAUACUCCCAUAGGUCGAGAACAGAAGCAUUAUGCUUCCACCAUGUCAGCAGGAAGAAUCUAAUCAAAGCGAUACGAC